Molecule: messenger RNA, 1615 nt
Organism: Annulohypoxylon maeteangense
Lineage: Eukaryota; Fungi; Ascomycota; Sordariomycetes; Xylariales; Hypoxylaceae
Product: mitochondrial carrier
Exons: 5
Coding region: 218-1264 (348 amino acids)
Biological process (GO): transport
Molecular function (GO): transmembrane transporter activity
Source: RefSeq, a predicted model, not a curated record
UCUACGACCAAGUUCGUCAUAUACUUCGAACCCCGCAUCGUAUCUCUCUCCCGACAAACCCAUCGAGUCCUCCUAGUUGCGGGAUCUUGAUGGCAUAUCUCUUGCUAGCAGGAGACGCUAUUGUAUCGCGACCACGCCGAUGACUCUGGUCCUCAUUACGAGGCCAUUGUCUGAAGCUUCCCCCGCAAUACAGCUUCUGCUGCUAAACAAGUGAGCCAUGCCAGCUGAGUCCGAUUUCCAAGAUGUCACCAGAUCUACGAUCCGGACUCGGACCAUGCCUCAGCUCAGCGGCGGAAGUGAGAAGCCACGGAAGUGGAUAAAGCGUUACCGAACCGAGACGGCCGCCAGUGCGGCCAGUGUCAUGUCGACCGUCACUGCUUUCCCUCUCGAUAGCGUAAAGACUCGUAUGCAGACAUAUCCUUAUGCGGGUGCCUUAGAUUGCAUCAGAGUCACUUAUAAUUCGGAGGGUAUUCGAGGCUUCUUUCGAGGUGUAACCGCUCCCCUAGCUAGUGUCACACUUGUACGAACUAUUUCCUUCUCGAUCUACCAACGCUCUAAAUACGUUUAUUCCGACUGGAUGAAACAACAUCUCGGCUUCUGCCCACUUGAACAUGUUAAUAAGAACGGCGCAUACCCGAAUCUAGGCACUAUUGCCUGCUUCGGGGCUGCUGGAGCCACCGCCGGCUCCGGCAUUACUUUUAUUGCUUGUCCUUUUGAAUUGACAAAACUAAGCGCACAAGUAUCUGUCCUCAUGGCGAACCAAAAGAAUGCCGAUCCUCAGAGGCAAGCUAUUGCUCUCAGCUACCACAAUAAAGGAACCUUCAAAACUCUUGCGAACAUAGUCAAGCACAGAGGCUUCUCCGGGAUGUAUACCGGAUUAAACUUGCACUUGCUGAGAGAUACCCUCGGGACGGGUAUCUACUUUGCAACGUAUGAGAGCGGCAAGCAACUGUUAACGACAUUUAGUGGGAAGGAUGCUCAUAAGAAUCCCAUUGCCGUACUUGCUGCUGGAGCUCUCUGCGGCAUAGUAUCGUGGGCGUUGAUAUAUCCCAUUGAUUCUGUUAAAAGUAUCUACCAACGAAAUGCAUUGAUGUAUUCUAAAGGCCAGAAGGUCCCAGUCCCUAAAAUCCAAUUCUUCAGGCGAGACAUGUAUCGCGGGCUCGGCGUGUCAAUGGGACGCUCCGCAGCUGUCAACGCGGUGUUCUUCUCAGGAUUUGAGUUGAUUAAGAAACGAAUCAAUGCCAUGAAGGAAGAAGAUAAUUAGGAGUAAAGCAUCUCAGGUACCUGUGAUGGCGAGUCGGAUAACAAUUGUACAAUCUUUCGAUGCGAUAGGAAGUAUUCGAUGAGGCGUUUGGUAUGGGUUAUGGACAAAGCUGGAUUGGUACGGCAACCUGAAAGGGGUAGUCCGAUAACAUUUUUGGCAAGAACAAAUCUCGUAACCCGUUUUAGGAACUACCACAGAAAUAACACAUGAUACGGAUCAGCAGGGGCGCACAAAAUAGCUCUACAAUAGGUGUAGACCAAUAAAUGCAUGUUAUUCAUGCCACAGCAGAAACUAAAAUGAUCCUCUGAUCAUAUAUUUCCGCCGAGACGCCAAUUACUAGGAACGUCUUAC